Messenger RNA from Epinephelus moara (kelp grouper), 8127 nucleotides. Its product is annotated as E3 ubiquitin-protein ligase UHRF2-like. Bases 149 to 2920 code for a protein of 923 amino acids. Lineage: Eukaryota; Metazoa; Chordata; Actinopteri; Perciformes; Serranidae. Gene Ontology annotation, biological process: negative regulation of gene expression via chromosomal CpG island methylation; protein ubiquitination. The record is from RefSeq and is a predicted model, not a curated record. Gene Ontology annotation, molecular function: protein binding; ubiquitin protein ligase activity. The transcript has 16 exons.
CCAGUCCGACGUUACCUCUGCAGAGGAAAACGCAAUGGAGCCCUGAACAUUUUUCAUUUCUGUCUCCUUUGACCCCUGGAAAACACACUUCGUAUCCAAACACAGUUUUACCUGCUAUUUAUUCGAGGCGUAACAGGGCGGUGCAACAAUGUGGAUCCAGGUUCGCACUAUAGACGGGAAGGAGACGCGAACCGUUGAGGAUCUUUCUAGAUUGACCAAAAUUGAGUCUUUACGGUUGAAAAUACAGGACAUCUUCAGUGUAAGCCCUCAACAGCAGCGCCUGUUCUACCGAGGAAAGCAGAUGGAAGAUGGCCAGACACUGUUUGACUACAACGUGGGACUCAAUGACAUCGUCCAGCUGCUGAUUCGCUCACAGACCGACCCUCCAGACAGUCCAGCCGCCAAGGAGCCCUCUGGCAUGUCCUGCAGUUCGGCUCCCCCUCCUGACUCAAGGUCGGAAAGCCACAACUCCCCAGCUCCCGCCUCCCCUGCUGCUAUGGAAACCUCCACCAUUACGAACAAUGACAGCAGCAGCGUCACCACCAGCACUGUUAAUGAAACCAAGCCGGACACCAGCGCUACCAGUAACUCAGCCAGUACCAAAAAUGGGUUCAACUCCUCCAGUCCGGCGUGGGACAGCCAGCCCCCCACGUCCAGCAGAAACACACUAGUCGACCCAGGGAUUGGUGUGUACAAGAUUAACGAGCUGGUGGACUGCAGAGACGUCAGCAUCGGCGCCUGGUUUGAGGCCUGCAUUGAAAAUGUGACACGCGCUCCCAAAGGACAGAUAACGCCCACCAAGGGCAAGGUGGGCCGGCCCCCAAAAAGGACUAAUGGAAAGCUGGAGGCCGAGCAGGGACAGGCCCACGGCCAGGGCCUAACCACAGACAGUAACAGGAAUAAUGUUGUGUUAAGCCCUGAGAGUAAUGGAGCCUCCACCUCUCAGACAGACUCUACAGCAGCUACAGAGACCAAGGAGAGAGAAGAGGAUGUAAUUUACCACAUUAAAUACGACGACUACCCAGAGAACGGUGUGGUGGAGAUGCGACCGGUGGAUGUGCGGCCACGUGCCAGGACCCUGCUGCGGUGGGACCAGCUCCAGGUGGGCAUGAAUGUGAUGGUCAACUACAAUAUGGAGACACCAGAUGAGAGGGGCUUCUGGUUCGACGCCGAGGUUCAGAGCCUCAACCAAGCGUCCCGCACCAACAAGGAGCUCCGGGUCAACAUCCUCCUGGGGGGUCCUGGAGAUGUAAUCGGGGAUUGUAAAGUACAGUUUCUGGAUGAAAUCUACCAGGUGGAAAAACCAGGAGCUCGUGCACUCUCGGCUUCAGAUGGACAGUUUAAACGGAAGAGCGGCCCGGAGUGUAAGCACUGCAAGGCUGACCCCGAUGCUGAGUGCCGCUUCUGCUCCUGCUGUGUGUGUGGCGGGAAACAGGAUGCUCACAUGCAGCUGCUGUGCGAUGAGUGUAACAUGGCGUUCCACAUCUACUGCCUGAACCCACCGCUGGCCACCAUCCCCGAUGACGAGGACUGGUACUGUCCCACCUGUAAGAAUGACACCAGCGAGGUCGUGAAGGCAGGAGAGAAGCUCAAAGCCAGCAAGAAGAAAGCCAAGAUGCCUUCGGCAACGACCGAGAGUCAAAGGGACUGGGGAAAGGGUAUGGCCUGUGUGGGACGCACUAAGGAGUGCACAAUUGUUCCUUCAAACCACUAUGGACCAAUACCUGGCGUUCCUGUUGGAACCACCUGGAAAUUCAGAGUCCAGGUGAGUGAGGCAGGUGUUCACAGGCCGCAUGUUGGCGGUAUCCACGGGCGCAGUAACGAUGGCUCCUAUUCGCUGGUGUUGGCUGGGGGCUUUGAAGAUGAAGUGGACCGCGGAGAUGAGUUCACCUACACAGGCAGCGGGGGUCGUGACCUCUCAGGAAACAAACGGAUCGGAGAGCACACUUUUGACCAGACCCUGACACAUAUGAACAGGGCGUUGGCCUUGAACUGCGAUGCACCUCUGAAUGACAAAGAUGGGGCAGAAUCAAGGAACUGGCGGGCGGGAAAGCCGGUCAGAGUGGUGCGCAGUUCUAAAGGUCGACGCAUCAGCAAAUACGCUCCCGAGGAGGGAAACCGCUACGAUGGUAUUUACAAGGUGGUGAAGUACUGGCCAGAGAUUGGAAAGUGUGGUUACCUGGUGUGGCGGUACCUGCUGAGACGGGAUGAUUUGGAGCCAGCACCAUGGACGCCUGAAGGACUUGAGAGGAUAAAGAAACUGGGUCUUUCUGUUCAGUGCCACUGCCAACAGUACCCGCCCGGCUACUUGGCGGCAAUGGCUAACAAAACAAAGAAGGAGGCCUGUGCUCGACCUGGGCGCGGCGGCCGGAGUAAGCACUAUCCCGGAAGGGGGAGGCCACGGAGACGCAAGAUCAAGGAGAAAGAAGAGAAUGACGAAGAAGAGGAUGAUGAGCAGCCAAUGGCCGGUGUGGAUGAAGAGGAGCCACAGAGUAAUGGGGAGCAGAAGACAACCAGAGAUAGUGAGUUGUCACCAGCGUCAGAGCCUCCCUCUAAAAAAGUGAAGAUUGAGGAGACUUUCCAGCUGUCAGAGCAGCAGCAGCAGUUGAUCCGGGAGGACACAGCCAACAAGAAACUCUGGGAUGAAGCCAUGGGACACCUUAAAGAGGGACCGAAUUUCCUGCGGAAGAUGGAGCAGAUCUUCAUGUGUGUGUGCUGCCAGGAGCUGGCCUUCCAACCCAUCACCACCGUCUGCUCACACAAUGUUUGCAAGAGCUGUCUACAACGCUCGUUCCGAGCAAAGGUGUACACCUGCCCUGCCUGCCGUCACGACCUGGGCAAAGACUUCGUCAUGACCCAAAACGUGACGCUUCAGUUGCUGCUUGACCAGUUCUAUCCCGGCUACAGCAAGGGCCGGUGAGGUCGAAAUCACAUUUAUAAGUAGAAUACGUACAUACACGCACAUAAGCAUCCAUUCUGUGCACCCGCGUAUACUGUCAAGUACCUAGAGCUCCACUUUAAAAUGCAUUGCGCACACAUACUGUACUUACCCACGGGCAAAUGUAUAUUGCAUAUAUACAGCCAUUUAUGUAUACAAUCAUUCAUACACAAACAACCUCAGUAGGGACUGACCUCAUCUGUUGAACCUGGACUGUCUCCAUUAACAUCACCAGCCUGAAAUUACACCAUGGAUAUUUUUUAACCUCUUUACUCCUGCCCCCCACAAACGCACAAAAGGAGCCCGAUUUCACACCCACUCGCCACCUCAAGAUAUUAGCUCAUUUUCUGUUGUUGUCAUUCACACAUAAAUUGACAUACGCCACAUCGAUGAGUGCAGAUUUCUCCCUGGCAGUAUCGUGAAAUCAGCCAUUCAACUCCUGCCAACCUGUAUGCAUUUUUGUGUACCAUGUACGCAGUUCUACACCAAAAAACUGAGCUGAGCUGCUUCAUAUACAUGCAGUAUUUUUGUCAGCUGGGCUGGCAAAUAAAGGUGCUAGUUUAACACAGUGAUUUAGGCACAGCAGGACGUAACACCCCCUGCACAACACUCAGAAUGAGCAGAAUAGGUCAUGCGCCUGAACUUGACAUGGUACAAUCACGGAAGUCAAGAAUUAACAUGUAUUUGUACAUGAAACAAAGCACACAGUGUUUUAUGCCUUUGAAGCACUUUAUCAAUGGCAGGACUUAUUUUGUAGGUUAAUUAGGAGCACACGCUAGCCUUCUGCUAGCUGCUCGUGUCACUUGGAAUAAUGCCAUUGUCAUACUUGGGGCUAAUAAGAUAGCAAAUGUCUCACCAGAGGUAACUUUCAGUGGAUUUGCAGAGAACAGAAAUUUGGCAGCUGUGUCAGGUUUGUUUGCAGCGUCAGGAGAGUUCUAGAUCCAACAAAACAGCAAGCGUAUAGUGAACGCAACAAUGAUCAACAGGCAUGACUGUUUUAGAUUUUAGGUGGAGUAAAAGUUUUUUAAAAAGCUGUUUGCUCCAUAAACAUACCAAAGACAUGAGGCUGUAGAGCAAGUCAGAGGCAAAUAUCUUCAGAAAUCUGCUGUUAAGAAAAAGUCAUUUGUGGUGAGGAAUCACGCCUAAAAUAAAUCCAAACAGGAUCUUAGCAAAUCACAUCAUCAUUCUUUUAUGUAUUAAAGGCACAGUUCACCCCCAAAUCAAAAAUACAUAUUUUUCCUCUUACCUGUAGUGCUGUUAAUUAAUCUAGAUUGUUUUGGUCAGAGUUGUCGAGAGAUGUUUGCCUUCUCUUAAAUACAAAGAAACCGGCCAACCAUAUCACUGCACAGAAGGAAACGUGCAUCUACUGCUAGCUUUCUUUGCACCACUACGUAAGCUAACGUUACAGCUCAGCCAGGGAAGAUGCCGUUAAUGUUUACAUCGCUCACUGUCACGAGCACAAACCUCUUGUCCAUGAGUUGAUGCGCACUUCUUUCUGCGCUGUGAUACAGUUGGCGGGUGUAGCUUGGUAGAAAGAAAAUACUUCCUACAUGAAACUGUUCACAACAAGGUCUGUGGAUUAUCUUAGUAGUCAGGCCAUUAUUUCUGUAAAGGGACAUUGCUGCUGAGUUUUUCAAAAGGUUUUUUUGCGCUUUGAGCACCACAAGCUGAGUGCCAUCUAGUUUCUGUAUAUUCGAGAGAAGGCAGACAUCUCUACAGACGAUAUCUCCAACACUUGGCAACUCACACCAAAACAAUUUAGAUUGACAAAUAGCACAAGAUGUACCUCUGAUUUUAUGGUGAACUGUUCCUUUAAACAUUCAUGUUAAGACAUUUAUAAUAAAGUUCUCACUUCCAUAUUUCACAUCCUUACAUUCAUGGUUCCACUUCUUCAGUCAAAUGGCACAGAGUAAACUUCUCGUACAUUAGAUGAGUACGUUCUUGUGUUUCCCUUUAAUUUGUUUACCAGAUAAACAAUGUAAUGAUAGAGUGGAAAGUAAAGAAUUAAAUUGCGAAGAGAAAUGCUCGAGAAGAACGAGGAGCGAUGCUUGUUUCUUCUUUUCAAUGACGCCUAGAAGGGCACACUGUGGUUGUCCCUGGUGUUACCAAGCAACCACAAUCAAGGAGGACUUCACACAAAGAUGGUUAGCAUAUUUAGUGCUCAGCAGAUAUUCACCUGCUAUUGUUCUCUCGGUUAGAUUCAGUGUAAUGUUCGCUGGAGAGCUCUGGGUAUCCAGCACGAUCUGCUUUUCCUUCAGUUUUAGAAGUCUGAUGAGCGACUGCACAGCCAGGAUGAUAUGAGUUAUUUGUUGUCGCAUUACAUCCAGGAAAUGGUGAUACAUCCAUCUCAAUUUGCCGUGGUUUGGCCUGAAAAAAAAGGUCACUGAUUUCUAUUCCCCGACAGUGCUUUCAAAUCCACGUAAUGGUUAUGAGGAUGCACACCAUCAGGGGCUCAGGGACGCUGCCAGAGUGUGCAGUGUACCCACAUAUACACUAUAUAAGCUAGAUAGAAAGAGACUGUGCAACCAGUCUGAUAUUGUCAUGAAUUGUUAUUCACCAGUCUAGACCCAGAGGAUAAAAGUGCCUUGUAGCACAGACGAUCAAAAUGUUUCAACUACUGAAAGUUGGCAUCCAAUGCCUGGUCACUUUCUAAUGUCUCAGCCUCCUUUUAAAUCAGAAUUUUAUCGAUUUAAAAUCCUAAUUUUAGACUAUUUUAUUUAGGCCAAGCUCUUGUUUGACUACAAAAAAUUAAGAACUCCUUUUGUUAAAUGGGGGAAAAAUUGUAGAAAAAGUUGCUUUUCCUUAAAGUUAGGAAUUGAAUCAGGUAUCGUAUUGACACUAGCACUGAAAAAUGUCAACACUUCCCAUCCAUACAUGGCACUUUGAAACGUUUUCAAUAGUGCAUAUGUGUGUCAGAGUCCACAGAGUUUAUGAGCAGAACACAUUUCAGUAGCUCUGUGAAUACACUAUUGAAUGUUUCAGUUGGUAGUCUUUCAAUAAACCCGCACAGAGCAUUGAAUAUAUAACAGAAAACUCUGUGUAUGUGCAAGGUGAAGUUAUGUCCUUCACUGCACCACUCAGUCAGAACUUUAACACUGCAAAGUGUCAAAGAUAGCAAACAGACGUGUUCAAGAGUUACUGAUCAAGUCUUAUGCUGGCUGUGCUGUGAAUCUUACAUACUUAAAUACACAAACAGAUUUCUUGACACAGACAGUUGCAUCCAAAGAGUGAAAAGUAGUUCAUUUAUUUUGGAUAUGCUGGAUGAUAUAGGACAUGUUUAUAUGGAUUAAGAGCAUGUGUUACAUAUACAUAUUUUUUUUUUUAAUGGUUUUAUGAGGUUUUUGGCUACGUUAGUUGGACAGGAGGGUCUGUGUUGAUUCAUUGUACAAGCUAAAAAUAAAACAGCAAUAUGAGGAAGUCAUUUGUCUCACCAGAUCAGCAGGUCUAACGCACCAUGGUCCAUGGCUGAAAACACAAAUGAGCAUUAAAUGGCAGCUGUGAACUGGAUACAAACUAAAAUGUCUCCGUAAACAGUAUGAUACAAGUUUUUAAGCUACUUUUGUGUGCUUACCUUUUCUUAUAUGUCACUAUCCAGUGGAUUCAGCCUCACCGGUGAGAAACAAAGCCCUCCAUAUAUGUGACAGCUUCACAUGAGUUUGUUUUAAUCACUCUAAGAAAACCUCCGCAACAAGGAAUAUCAGUGGCAGUCAGAAUCUGACAGAAUACUACAUGUAUUUUUCUUCUUUCCUUGUUUAUCCUCGUGUGAGUUUUCUUUUUACAAGACCUUUCGAUAGUUUGAAAAUCUUUUGCAGCUGCUCCGUAGUGCCACAUGGUGAUAUAGUCAUGUAAUGACUACAGACAGGGUUACUGUUAGCAUGUAGUGAUGUACACUUCACCCACACACGCUCAUUUAUAGUUAGAGCUCCAGCGACUAAUCGAUGAAUUUUAGUAAAGCAGAUAUGUCAAACAUUUGCUGGUUGUAGCUCCUUAAAUGUGAGGAUUUGCUGCUUUUUCAUUUAUGAUAGUAAAUGAGGAGUUUUGGGUUUAGACUGUUGGACAAGAGACGCAAUUUGGAGACGUCGCUUUGGACAAAAUAAUCAUAUUAAUCAAUGGUAAAUUAUCAUUAGUUUCAGCCAUAGUUAUGGGUUAUCUUCAUGUUUUGUCAGAUCUGACACAGCAUCACACAUACAUGUUUUACAGCCUGAGUUAAAAAUGUUUUCUAUCUUGAACAGCCGAUGCAGCUUGCAUCUUGUUCAGUGCAGAUAUGGUACUUUAAAAUGUCCAGGGUUGGCAGGAACUAAAACAAAAACGUCCCGCAGAGAGCAGCAGCACUGACUUGCGCUGAAUUUCAGAUAAUGUAACCGAAACAGUUUCAACACUUGAGCUGGUUUUGUGGGAAAAUGUAGCCCUCGUUCAUCGACACUGUCACGCUCACCUGUAACAGCCUUUCCAGGCGUUGCCAUGUUUAGUGUAGAGCGGAGACAAUGACAGAAAACACGCUGCUGUACACAACAGUUUCUUACUGCUCUGUUGACACUCAGAUCCCCCCCUCUCAUUGGCCGGCUGUUUGUUUGUUUGUGGUGAUUUCCUUGUUUCCGUUCAGUCAUUCAGGAUUUUUUUUUUGUCUCUUUUAUCAACAACAUGCAAGUACAAAAGCUACUAUGGUCUUUAAAGCUAACUGUGAUGUGCAUUUCUUCCACUGUUGUUCAAUCUUGUUCAAAGAUUUUUUUUUUUUUUGUUCUCCCCGCAUUGACUGGCAAGCUAAUAGCCCUCGUUUCUUUCUCUGCUGUGACCUUCUCUCCCUCUCCUCCUCUCCUCCUCUCUCCGCUGUCCUCUGCCCUCCGUGAGCCUACAGUACUAACAAUUUUUAGACGUCUUGUGGACGCUUGGCUUCAGUGCUGUGUUGUUUUUUAUUUUUAUUGCACUCUAUUGAAGAAAAAAGUUUGAAAAGUUGCAUUUAAUUUUUCCUAGAAUGCUUACUAUUAUCUAUGUCUGUACGCCAUUUUUCUACCAUUUUAGUUGCUUCUCUUCUAUUUUAAUCAUUAGUCAUUUUUAUGUGGCGACCUCAAACAUUUGCAGCAUAUGCCAGUCUGAGGAGUUUCAUGCUUCAUAUUGUGAUCUGAAAUUUUAUACAUGUCAUAAUAAUACUUGAUAUGUACCUAUUAAAUAUUUGGAUUCCAGAAAAAUAA